AUGGCGCAAUCCAUCAAAAUGAUCCGUAACCCUAUAGCAGCAGCAGGCCUCCUCACUCUGGCUCUCCUCGCAGUAACCUUAUCAGUACUGCCGCAUUUCGCCGCCGCAGAGAACUGCGGCAGACAGGCCGGGAACGCGGUGUGUCCCGGCGGGCUGUGCUGCAGCCAGUUCGGGUGGUGCGGCAACACGAGGGAGCACUGCGAGAACAAUUGCCAAAGCCAAUGUACAGCUCCAUCCACCGGUGGUGGGGAUGUAGGAUCUAUCAUAACUCCCGCGCUUUUCGAGGAGCUGCUCAAGCACCGAAACGACGGCGCUUGCGAGGGCAGAGGAUUCUACACCUACAACGCCUUCAUCUCCGCCGCCAGGUCCUUCCCCGGGUUCGGCACCACCGGCGACGCCACCACCCGUAGGAAGGAGCUCGCCGCGUUCUUGGCUCAGACCUCUCACGAGACCACCGGAGGAUGGCCAACGGCACCGGACGGUCCAUUUGCAUGGGGAUACUGCUUCAUCAGGGAGAGACAACGCCUACAAUACUGUUCAUCCAACCAAUGGCCCUGCCCUGCCGGCAGGCAAUACUACGGCAGAGGCCCCAUUCAACUCACUCAUAACUACAACUACGGCCAAGCCGGCAGAGCAAUCGGGCAGGACCUGAUAAACAACCCGGACCUGGUCGCAACCAACGCCGAGAUCUCGUUCCGAACGGCGAUGUGGUUCUGGAUGACUGCUCAGUCGAACAAGCCGUCGAGCCACAGCGUGAUCGUCGGGCAGUGGACUCCGUCGGCGGCGGACAGCGCUGCGAACAGAGUCUCUGGCUACGGCGUCAUCACCAACAUCAUCAACGGCGGCCUGGAGUGCGGGCACGGCGCCGAUGAUAGGGUUGCAAAUCGGAUUGGGUUCUACCAGAGGUACUGUUCCAUUUUGGGAGUCUCCCCUGGCGGGAACCUCGACUGCGCCAAUCAAAGACCAUUUACUCAGUAG
Linum trigynum is the source of this 978-nucleotide messenger RNA. Lineage: Eukaryota; Viridiplantae; Streptophyta; Magnoliopsida; Malpighiales; Linaceae. The record is from the annotation of a GenBank genome assembly.